AUAAACUUUUGAUAGUUAUUAACAUUUUAAAAUAAAAACAAAACUAUAAAAAAACUGUUGGAAAUGUACCUGAAUCUGAUAUUCUGAUCUUGCCUGCUCAGUGCUCAGUUCUUCUAUCUUAGUUUACCUGUGAAUUAUAGUUUUUAUUUAUAUAUGUAACAUGAUAAUUUAAGUAUCAGUAUAUCUGAAAUGGUCAUUAAUUAUCUUUAAAAAAAAUACCCUACAAUGACCAUGUUAAUUUGUGUAAACGAUUUGUAAAAGAUCAACAAUAAUAUUGAUGAAUUCAAUUAAAAUGUUUGAACUUGAAGAUUUUGAUUUAGACGAUGAAGUAGGUUACUUAUUUUGUCAUUAUUUUAAUGUGUUUAUUAUUUAAGAUUUAAUUUUUAAAUCUUUUAUUAUAAUAUAUACCUAUUCAUUAUUAUUUAUAUAUUCACUUAUUAUUAUUAAUAUUGUUUUUAGGUAUUUCUAAACACUCAGAUACCAGCAGUCAUAAAUAAGUCUCCAAUAAAAUCAUCAAAUAAUACCGAUUGUGAUACUUUCAAUUUUAUAGAAGACAAUGUAUUACAUUAUCUCUUCUUUAUACAUUUUUAUUUAAAUUUAAUAAAUUAUAAUAUGUACUUUUAUUUAUUUGUUAGCUAUUCCUCAAUAUAUCAAAUCCCAAUGAUGAAUUGGAAUCUUUACAUUCUCAGAAUAUUGAAUCUAAUCAUGUUUCUCAGAAAGAACAAAAUAAAAACGAAUCCGAUUUGCAGAGUAAUGUAUGUUUAGUUUCUUUUUUUUUUUUAAUAUCAAUAUUAAAAGUACAAUUAAUUCUAACACUCCAAUAUAAUCAAUUUAUCAACAUUAAUAUAAUAAUAUUACACUAUUAAAAAUUGAAAAUAGAAAUUAUUAAUAGUAAAUUAUUACAUGUGUUUUUCUCAUUGUUCUUUUAUUUAUUUUCAAGAUACACACUGUGCUUAUAACAGAACAUGUAUCAGAAAUAACAAAACCAGUCAAUAAAUGUGUGAACAAAAACCUUAAAUUGACAUUUGAUGAUGAAUUUGAUUCUGACGAUGAAGUAAUAUUUUGUAAUAUUAUACAUUUUUUUAAAUAUUUGUGUUGUAGUUUUUAUUUUUAUUUUAUUUCUAUUUAUUAUUUCAGGCAUUUUUCAACACACCCGAAAUUUUACAUGAACCUAUAAAUUCUCUAAAAACAAAUGACUCUUCUAAUAAAAGAUUCAAUGAGAGCAAAGAUUAUAAUGAGGUAUACUUUAUUUUUAUGUUCUAUAAUUCAAGUAAAUAUUAGCAUUAAAAACACAACCUAAUUCACAUUUAAUAUUUAAAUGGAAUUACUGUUUAAUAUAGUUUUGUCCUAAUAUUAAAAUUUGUAUUCAAAAUUAAUAACUGUUGUCUGUUUUUAAUUUUAGAAUAUUUCAAAUUCUGUAACUCACAAGUCAAUAUUAAAAUCUCCUAAUAUUAAAAGUAAUUUUAAAGAUCAUAUUUGUUAUCUUAUUAAAUACUUUUUUAACCACUGAACAUCAGAAUCAAAUAGGUAUAUAAUAUACUUUUUUGUAUAUUUUGCCAGAUUUGAAUAAAUCAAGUUUUAAUAAUCAUCUCAAUACAACAGUUACUAGUGUAAAAACGACACCGAAACAUUCUUCUAGAAAAUUUCCAGGCCCUGCUGGACUACUUUCAGAAGAUGUAAUAAUUUUAGUAGUAUUUGGCUUUACCAAUUAAAUAUCUUUAAAUAAUUCAGUUAUUUGAUUAAUUUGCCUAUAUCUUUUAUUUUUAGGAGAAUAUACAUUCAGAAGAUCCUGCAGACUUAGAAUCUUUAGAUAUGUCAAUUAGUAUUUUUGAAAGUGACAAAAAAGAAGAAGUAAUUAAUUUAAUUGUUUCAAUAAUUUCAAAUCUGUUUCAAAAACAAUUUAAUAGUUUAAAUAUAAAACUAUUUACUAAAAGGAUUUAUUAUGCAUGUAUCCACUUGUGCUGUCUCCAUCAUACAACCGUGCGACAGCAAAUUUUAGUUUUAAUAUUAGUGUAAAUUGACCUAAUAUCAAACUUAAAGUUAAAAAUAUUGUCUGUGUCAUGUUGUUAUUUCUAAGUGGGAUAUGAAUAUGUAAAAUAUCAUAAUUUAAUAAUGCUUGUAUCUCAUUUCAUAAUAAUAUAUUGAAGAAAAUAAUGAUGAUGUGACAUAGAUUAUAUUCUUAUCUUUAAGUUUGAUACUACAUCAAUUCACUUUAGUAUUACAACUAACAGCACAAAAUUAUCCCUGCUGAACUAAGCAUUGCUGUCACACGGUUGUAUAACAUAUACAGCAAAUGCGAGUAUAGCAUCAUAUUAAAUGUAUUAUUCAUUUACCAUAAUUAUUAGUUCUAAUUUGUAUAUACAUAAUUAAUUCUAACUUAUAUUAUUGUAUUCUACUUAGAAUUUGUGCACUCAAGCAAAUGAUUCAUCAUUCUCAUCAUUGCCAUAUCAACAGUUCCUAUCAGACUUUGUCAGUACCGAUGUUGAUAUGUUAUUAAAUCAAUUUAACGUGGCAUCCCUAAAGCAAAAAAUACUUCCAUUUAUUGCUUCUGGUCGAUUUUUCACAGAUAAAAUACCAUUUUUUGUUUCUGUCAUAAAAGAAAUAAAUUGUUUAUCUCCUGAUCCAACAGUAGUACUAGCUGAUAAAACAGGGCAUGUUAGAGGAACGAUUCAUAGAGCAGUUUGGAACCAAUUUAGCUGUCAGCUAAAAUUAGGUGCUGUUCUAGUGUUAUCAAAAGUUGGUGUAUCGUGUCAAAAAAUAGUAAAAGGUUUUACGAUGAAUAUAACUAGUGAUCACUUAGUCGCCAUUUACAGUUUUGCUUCUGGUUAGAUUAUUUUUAUUCCCAAUAUGUUUAUUUGUAUUCAUUUAUAAUAAUUUUAAUGUAAUUGAAUAUGUGGUUUUAUAGAAGAUACGGGAGAAGUGAUUGUCACCCGAACAACAGAUCUGACGAAUAAAGAAAUUGUCAAUGAUGCUAAAAGAUGGAAUAUAUCAAAUAAUUUGGUAUCUACGAGAAUAACUGCGCAUGAUGAAAUAAGAAGUCGAAUGAUUGCGCUCAAUAAUUUAAAAUUACAUACAAUUUCUUUGAAUCAGAAUUCUCAACCAUCAAAUUUAGAUUAUCAAACGACUAAAAAUGUUCCUCUACAAACCACACCUGUUAAAAAUAUUUUUGUACCCAAAGCUCCCGUAGCACAUAAUUUAAUAAAAAACUAUUCCUGUAAUAAGUUGUUCGAAGAACCACCAGCUAAACGGAUAAGAAAUGAUGAGUAUGAAUUCAAAAAUAUAGACAAUUAUUCACAUAAUGAAAGGUCUAUAAUUGAAAAUAUAUUUGAAGGCAUUGAUGAAGAAGAAAUGUUCAAUGAUUUUUGUUGUUAAUUUUUGUUGUUCACUUGUUAACCGUAUGCUUUUAGUUGUACAAUGUUAUUUUAGUUCAAAGAUGUAUUUUUAAUUUCUCUUGAUAGUAGAUUGUCCAAGUUUAAUUAUUUGUAACAAAAUCAAAUUAUUUUUAAUAAUUGUGUAUUAAGAAUGCUAUAGCUAGUAAGCUAUACUAAUGCUAUACUAUUUGUUGUACUAAAUUUGUGUUGUUUCUGUUCCUUAUUUUUAAUAAUAUAGAAUAUUAUGAUCAAUGUGAUUCAAAUAUAAUUUUAACUCUCAAGUUCAGUUUAUAUAACACAUUUGUUUAAGUAAUAGGUAUUAACAAAUUGCCAUAUUAUAAGUUAUAAUCUUCUUGCUAAGGAAAAAUGUUGAUUGCAUAUAAAUGAACUACAUAGUAACUAUUAUUUUUUAUUAAUAUGUAAAAUUAAUAUACUAUUAUGUAAUACCUGAUCGACUUAAUGCAUUUUAUAUAACUAUCAUAUUGUAUUUCAUAGAUCUCUUUAAAAACAAAAUUUAAUGCACAGUCUCUUAAUUUGUUUAUUUUAAAAAUAUGAUGUUAAUACUUAGUAUACAAUAAAUAUUUCUACUUUAUCUAAUCAGUCUUUCUA
This is a messenger RNA of Cinara cedri, 3980 nucleotides long. The record is from the annotation of a GenBank genome assembly. NCBI's taxonomy places the organism in Eukaryota, Metazoa, Arthropoda, Insecta, Hemiptera, Aphididae.